AUGAGAAACAAGACUGAAAGGACUGGGUUUCUACUCCUGGGAUUUGAAACUAGUGAACAGUUACGUUUCCUCCUUUUUAUCAUUUUUCUAUCCUUCUAUGUCCUUACCAUUACAACCAAUAUGUUCAUCAUCGGAAUCAUAAGAAUAGACCUUAAUCUGCAGAAGAAACCUAUGUAUAUCUUUCUAAGCCACUUUUCCUUCCUUGAGAUAUGCUAUACCACUGUUACUCUUCCCAAAAUGCUGGUUGAUUUUAUAGAGGAUAACAAUACAUUAUCCUAUCAUGGCUGCCUUACCCAGAUUUACUUCUUCUUUGCAUUGGGGCUCACUGAGCUAUCCUUCCUCACAGUGAUGUCAUACGACAGGUAUUUUGCUGUAUGUCACCCACUGCGUUACUAUGCUAUCAUGACGAACAAACUUUGCAGUAAAAUGGCAAUAUGUUCAUGGUCUUGUGGUUUUCUUUUCAGCUUCUUUUUAAUUAUUCCCAGUUCAAGAUUCUUAUUCUGCGGUCCAACUAAUAUAAACCAUUUCUUUUGUGACUUUAUACCACUGCUGCACAUCUCAUGUAAUAAAACUCUUAUAACAGAUAGGAUUUUCUAUACACUGGCUUGGAUUAUUAUACUAUAUUCUUUUGCUGUGACCUUAUCCUCAUAUGUCUAUAUUAUCAAGACAAUCUGCAGUGUGCUCUCCAGAGCUGGAAGGAGGAAUGCCUUUUCAACCUGUGCCUCUCAUCUCACUGUUGUUUUGACUUUUUAUGUCACCAUCAUCUUUAUGUAUAUUCGCCCAUCAGCACAAUACUCUUUCAAUGUGGAUAAGGUGAUUUCUUUGUUCUAUGCAGUGGUGGUCCCAUUGUUAAAUCCGCUGGUGUACACUCUACGUAAUGCAGAGGUGCAAGAGGCUUUCAGGAAAGUGUUAGUAAAAACAAUUACUUUUAUCUAACAUGCCCCUUUUGGCUUAAUUAUGUGUUCUAUGCAUGGAAAUUUCACAUCCUAUUCAAAAUGCAAGUCUCUCCAUGCAUGAAAGGCACCUAUAUAAACAGCAUCUCAACA
Messenger RNA from Xenopus laevis (African clawed frog), 1046 nucleotides. RefSeq names its product olfactory receptor 6Y1-like. The record is from RefSeq and is a predicted model, not a curated record. The transcript has a single exon. Lineage: Eukaryota; Metazoa; Chordata; Amphibia; Anura; Pipidae. Bases 1 to 936 code for a protein of 311 amino acids.